Striga hermonthica is the source of this 1533-nucleotide messenger RNA. The record is from the annotation of a GenBank genome assembly. NCBI's taxonomy places the organism in Eukaryota, Viridiplantae, Streptophyta, Magnoliopsida, Lamiales, Orobanchaceae.
AUGGUGCGGUGUUUAGAUGGAGUGCAGCAUAUGCUUUCUGCUUUAGUAAAUUGCUGUGACUCUGAUAUUAACAGGCAACCUUGGGGCCUCGGAAAUCCUGAAGCUCUAGCGAGAGAGACCGUUUUCAGUGUGAGCGAAAUAGAAGCAUUGUACGAAUUGUUUAAAAAGAUCAGCAGUGCUGUGAUAGAUGACGGGCUGAUUAACAAGGAAGAAUUCCAGCUUGCAUUGUUCAAGACGAACAAAAAGGAGAGCCUUUUUGCUGACAGGGUAUUUGAUCUGUUUGACACGAAGCACAACGGAAUACUGGACUUUCCAGAGUUUGCUCGUGCCCUCUCAGUCUUUCACCCGAAUGCCCCUAUUGACGAAAAGAUUGAUUUUUCAUUCCAAUUAUAUGAUCUCAAGCAGCAAGGAUUCAUUGAAAGACAAGAGGUAAAGCAAAUGGUGGUGGCAACAUUGGCCGAGUCUGGCAUGAACCUUUUGGAUGAUGUUAUAGAGAGUAUCAUUGAUAAGACGUUUGAGGAAGCUGACACUAAGCACGAUGGGAAGAUUGAUAAAGAAGAGUGGAGGAGUCUCGUUCUUCGCCAUCCUUCACUUUUAAAGAAUAUGACACUUCAAUAUCUCAAAGACAUUACAACCACAUUCCCGAGCUUCGUGUUUCAUUCUCAAGUCGACGAUACCAUCGGCGUUCUUGAGAGAUCGCGGCCGUGGAUUUCUUCAGAUCGUAUAAAUGAAAUAUGUAACAACAAAAAGCUGUCCCUAGUUCUAGCUCAGCACCUGUUGGUCAAAGCCAGCUGGCUUCGAUGGACACAUGAGCUUCACGAGCAAUUUGUUGAUGCUGUAGCACAACUCGGUGGGCCAGAUAGGGCUACCCCUAAAGGUGUUCUUAGAGUUAUGGGAGUUGAAGGCCUAACGAUUUACCAUGUGAAAAGCCACUUACAGAAAUACCGACUCGCAAAGUAUCUUCCAGAUUCUUCUUCUGAUGGGAAAAAAGCUGAAAAGAUAGAAUCCGGUGACAUGCUUUCCAAUUUGGACGGUUCAUCUGGGAUGCAAAUAACCGAGACGCUGAAGCUGCAGAUGGAGGUUCAAAAGCGAUUACACGAGCAAUUGGAGGUUCAAAGACAGUUACAGCUUCGGAUAGAAGCCCAAGGGAAGUAUCUAAAGAAGAUAAUCGAAGAACAGCAAAGACUCAGUGGUGUUCUUUCAGAAUCACCCGCACCUGGAGUGCGUGAUAGCAGCCCUGGACCUGACCACAAAACCGAUCCGUCAACUCCCACCAGAACAUCCGAACCGUCUUUUCCGGAUAAGCCCAUGGGAGAACGGGCCCAGCCCAAUUGCCUCUCGACUGAUGAAUCUUCCUCCAGGCACGAGCCGCUGACCCCGGAUUCUGAAUGCCGCCGUGUGGGCUCGCCAGUGGGGAGCCCAAACGAGGCCCGACCGGAGAAAAGACAAUGUACGAGGCCCGAGGUGGAGUUUUCCCAUUCAGUUCUGGAGUCGAAUUUCACGCUCGGUUUUCUUCACCGGGAAGGAGUUUGA